UUCCAGGAAGCUGAAACCAGUUCAAGUUAAUAUGUACAGACACACAGAACCGAAAGAAAAUGUUUAAAGGAUAAUCAUUUUUAUAUAAAAAAAGAAAGAAUUGAAAACAUUACAAACUGAGAAAAAGGAGAAUGAGAGUGAGGAAAAGAGUAAAGAGAGAAAGAAGACACUGAAGCGAACAAGAACUUCAAACUCACAAUCUGUGACGCAUGAUGGAGGCAGGAGAGGACUCUGAUUAUAGUGACAAUUAUACAGCUCAGCCAGAAAUAAAGGCCAUUAUAAUAGGAAGUAAAGCAGAGUACAAAUGCACUGCAGCUAAUACUAUUCUUAGUAAUACUGACUGUAAAGUGGGUAAAGAGAUAGUCAAGAGUGAAAUGAAGCAGAAGACAGUUCAGAACAGGUCUGUCACUUUGGUAAUGACACCAGGAUGGUGGAGGAGCUUCACACUGGCAGAGAGUGCUAAGUAUAUACAAAUGGAGAUUGUGCAUAGUUUAAAACUGUGUCCUGAUCCACACACCUUUCUCCUAGUCAUCAAUCUACACAAACCAUUCAUAAACAUGCACCUUAAAAGUGUGGUGGAGCACAUGGAGAUUUUUGGUGAGCAGAUCUGGAACCACACCAUCGUUCUGGUCAUGUAUGACAACAAAGAGCAGAAAAAUGAAGAUAGCAAGCAGUUAAUUGAGAGAGCAGGGAACGAGCUUGAUAUUGUAAUAAAGAAAUGUGGGAACAGAGUUCAUGUCUUCAAUUAUACUGACAGCAAGGGGAUAAAUGUGGAAAAACUGUUUAAUGAGAUAGAGAGACUGGUAGCUGAACAUCAAGGACAGUGCUUUAAAAUUGACAGCAAACUAUUUGAAGAUAUGGAGGAAAAGAGAAGAAACGUGAAGAAACAAGCAAAGGAGAGAGAGAAUGAAGUAAAAACAAAGAUGCACACCUUGAAAGAAUGUCUAACAGACAGAAGUUGUGGUUUUCCAGAAUUAAGGAUUGUCUUGAUGGGUGGCAGUUUUGUCGGGAAGACCUCAGUGUUAAACACCAUUCUGAAAAUCACACAAGAGUUUAGCAACUCUAAAAAGUCUUUGAUGAGAGAGGGAGAGGUCGACAAGAGAAGAGUCAUUUUAAUCGACACACCUGGAUGGUGGCCGUACGCGUAUGUAAAGGAGACUUCAGAGUCAGUCAAGCAGGAGAUCAUGUCAAGUGUUACUAUGUGUUCACCAGGACCUCAUGCAGUUUUGCUGGUUCUGCAGUCAGGUGCUGCCUUCACUGAAGCACAGAGGAGGUCUGUCAAGGAGCACAUGGAGCUCCUGGGUCGAAAUGUCUGGAAGUACUGUAUAGUGGUGUUCACCAGGGGCGAAUGGAUGGGGACUCCCACUGCUGAAGAACACAUUGAGAGUGAAGGAGAGGCUCUGCAGUGGUUGAUCAAUAAAUGUGAAAACAGGUAUCAUGUACUGAACUACAUGGAGCAGGGGAAUAGAGAACAGGUCAGAGAGUUGAUGGAGAAAGUGGAGAUGAUGGCCAGAGAAAACACAGAUCUCCUGACGCCUGUGGAAGCAGCGAUGGAGGAGACUGACAGCGGCUGGGGAUCAGACCAAGACAUGUUAGAGAGAGGAAGCUUUACUCUGGAGCGACCUGAAAUGGAUGAUGAAAAGGGAAAAUGGGCUGAAAAUGCAGAAAUUGUGUCAAACUACAGGAGCUUAUCAGACGUUUCAAAAGAUAUUUCAGAGGAUUUCACAAUGAAUCAAGAUCACUGAUGUUUAAAAAAACACAGAAAAAUAGGAAACUAUCUUGUCUUAUUUCGCUUUUUUAUUUUUUUUAUAAUUUUUUUCUCUCUCUCUCUUUUUAUCUUCUCUCAAUAUAUCAUCCUUCAUCUACUGUCUCUUAGCAUGUAGGUUCAUGUUUUGUCUCACCAUCUCUCUCCAUCAUCAGUUUGACAAACCAUCAAUAUCUCAAUAUUCCUCUCCCCCUUCCUUUAUCUUUCCACUCACUCCACCUCCCUUUCUUUCUUUAAUCUUUCAUUUUUUAUUUAACAUUCCUCUCUCUCUUUUUCUCAUCUUAACGUCUCUUGCUUUUUAAUUAUUUAGAUUAUUUAGACAUUUUAUUUAUUAUAAAAUGUAUUUUUAAUUUAUUAACUUUUUUCAGUUUGGACAACAGCAGUGGUGUCAACAAUGAACAAUUUUUGAACUUUAAAUACAUAUUCAAGUGAGGACAUGUAUCUCCUGUCUAUCGUAAUCGCUAAUAUAUGAUAAUCUAAUAUUUGUUGAGAGACUAUAUUCCUUACUUCAUUGUUUGUAAUCCUUCUGCUUCAAUUUUGUAUUCAUUUGUUUUAUCUCUCUUCUCUGCAUUACCAAAUCCACUGGAAAUAUUUCUAAGCAAUCAAUCACAUAUCAAAUGUGUCUAUAUUAUACUUAGAUGUUACAAUGAAUGUUAUUAGUAAUACUACUUAUCAGUACUUAUUGAAGAAUCAUAUUCUUCAAUAAAUAAGAUAACUGAUGGUUUUAGACAGAAAAUAGAAACAUUUUCAUUGCAUGCAGUAUAUUUUCAUACAACUACAUGAGAUCAGGAUGGUUGUUGUUUUUUUUAGACUGCUAGAGAGAAGUAUACAUUUUUAUUUUUAAAAAUUAAAUAAAUUCAGAAAAUAUAAAUGCUGUUGUGAAAACAUGUUGUUUGACUGUAUUUUCCAAAAUCCACAAACUUAUUUAAUACAAUUUUGUCCGUC
Messenger RNA from Carassius auratus (goldfish), 2710 nucleotides. RefSeq names its product GTPase IMAP family member 5. The transcript is spliced from 4 exons. The record is from RefSeq and is a predicted model, not a curated record. Lineage: Eukaryota; Metazoa; Chordata; Actinopteri; Cypriniformes; Cyprinidae. Gene Ontology annotation, molecular function: GTP binding. Bases 210 to 1745 code for a protein of 511 amino acids.